Messenger RNA from Anguilla anguilla (European eel), 630 nucleotides. Its product is annotated as signal peptide, CUB and EGF-like domain-containing protein 3. Gene Ontology annotation, cellular component: cell surface. Gene Ontology annotation, biological process: signal transduction. The transcript has 5 exons. NCBI's taxonomy places the organism in Eukaryota, Metazoa, Chordata, Actinopteri, Anguilliformes, Anguillidae. Bases 76 to 630 code for a protein of 184 amino acids. The record is from RefSeq and is a predicted model, not a curated record.
UGUUGAUUAGGUCAGCUACGCAUGGAAAAAAGCACAUUUCCACACUGGACAAAUUAUUAGUUGUAUGUUUUACAUAUGGUGCAUGCUGAUUGUGCACAAAUAACUAGGCACGGCCCUGUCAGUGCCCGCAACAUCACAUCCUGUGCAGGCCAGUGCCCGACGGGGUACUACUCCAGUGACGGGUUUAAGCCCUGCCAGCCGUGCCCGCAGGGCUCCUACCAGCCUGACCCGGGCCGAACGCUCUGCUUCCCCUGUGGAGGGGGGCUGAGCACCAAACGUGAAGGGGCCAGCUCCUUCCACGACUGUGAGGCCAAAGUCCAGUGCUCUCCUGGGCAUUACUACAACACCACGGUUCAUCGGUGCAUUCGCUGCCCUCUUGGCACAUACCAGACUGAGUUCCGGCAGAACUACUGCAUCUCCUGCCCUGGCAACAUCACUACCGAAUUCGAUGGAGCCACCUCUGUCUCCCAAUGCAAGAAUAGGGAGUGUGGGGGAGAGAUGGGCGAGUUUACUGGCUAUAUUGAGUCGCCCAACUAUCCAGGAAACUACCCCACCAACGUGGAAUGCACCUGCACACCUACGCCCACCCUGAAUGUGACAAUGAACACCACACCACUUUUACGUGCCUGA